GGAACAUAUAAAAAGGGAGACAGCAGGAAAGGGAGCAAGUGGAGGGAAGACACGGAGAGAGGAGCUCAGGCACGCCGUGAUCAAGACCGCCAAACUCAGUCGGGAGGCUCCAGCUGUUUCCACCGCAUUUAAAACUCUCCCAAGUGGUUGUUUGAGCGGUUCUCUGUGGCUCCAGUCUGCUCAGCACACUGAGCACAUUUCAGAGCGAUGGCUGCCAUCUGGGAGCUUCGGUUCCCCCUCGUGAUCGUCUGCCUGGUUUCCAUCAGAGGUCUGUGUCCCCUGCCAGCAGCGACACAAGUCCCCGGGACCCGUCCCAGCAGGCCCGUCAAGCCCCGCGGCUUCCCGCUCGACGCCGCCACUCGUCCCCCGGACGCCUACUAUGACGACGAGACCGUCACCCCCAUCGUACCCAAGGCGGCGUCUCCAGAAGCGAGGACCGACCAGCACUGCGCCUUCAGUCCGUGCGCGGAGAAUCAGACGCCCUGCUCGGAGCUGGCCGCCUCCACCGGCUGCUUGUGUCCCGGCUUCACGUUGCACAACGCCGCCCCGCUCACGCCCGACCUCAGGUCGGUGCAGUGGAACGGGUCGGAGGUCGUCCUGCGGUGGUGCGCGCCGUAUUCCCACAUCUCCUCCUACGUGGCGACGGUGGGGGGACGGCAGAGGCGGACGUUCGAGGAGGGCCGGAGGAGCGGCUCGCUGGGCCGCGUCGACCACAUCUCGCAGGUGUGCCUGUUCGCCGUGAACGACGGCGGGGAGAGCGACGCCUCCUGCAAGAUGUUCUACCCCAGGGACCGCAGCCUGCCGCUGACGGCCGGCCUGGUCGGCGGGGCGCUGGGCCUCCUGCUGCUGGUGCUGCUGGCCGUCCUGCUGUGGAGGCACAGGAAGCAGAGGAAACAGGAGGCCAGCAUCUCCGCGCACAACGCAGCCGAGUCUCUGUGAAC
Molecule: messenger RNA, 941 nt
Organism: Salarias fasciatus (jewelled blenny)
Lineage: Eukaryota; Metazoa; Chordata; Actinopteri; Blenniiformes; Blenniidae
Product: leucine-rich repeat neuronal protein 4
Exons: 3
Coding region: 208-939 (243 amino acids)
Source: RefSeq, a predicted model, not a curated record